AACAAUUCGAUCACAAAUUGACUACAUCAAUAGAAAGGAUUCCAACACCAAUCAUCAGCCAAGAAACAUCUGAUCAACCUAACGAUUCACUUGAAAGUCUGUCUAAAUUUGACGAAUUCACAAAGAAAAAUGCAGAAUUAACAGUAAGAAUACAAAACGAAAUAAACAAAUUAAAAGCAAUGACUACCUUUAACCAAACCGAUGAAUGGGGAAAUCCUUUUCAAUCAAGCUUCGCUAAGGAAGCAAAUCGAGGAAGCCGACUACCAGAUCCAGAAUCGAUAGAUAAACCUUUCAAACAGGCAUCGAAUAAAGGAAAACAAAAAUACCAAGAGGAAA
Molecule: messenger RNA, 336 nt
Organism: Ambispora gerdemannii
Lineage: Eukaryota; Fungi; Glomeromycota; Glomeromycetes; Archaeosporales; Ambisporaceae
Source: the annotation of a GenBank genome assembly